CUUCUCUUGCGUGAAAGUCGCAGACGUCGCCGUGGUUGACAUUGUUAUUGUUGUUGUAGCCGCGGCUAGGCCAGGCUUUUUUUUGCGGUGUGUGCGGGAAUUUUAACUCAAUUUUAGGCAGGCCAAGCGUCGCGGUGUUCCGCAGAGAUUCUCCGUCGCCGACUUCGAUCGUUCUUGUUGGGAGGCAAUUUAUACGAUGCGUGUGUAGUGCGAGGUGCAUCACCAAGUAGGCGACGUCAUCCUUGUUCGCAGACCGUAACUUCGUGUGAGGAAUAACCCCAAGGGGGCAGUGUGGGGAACGAGGGUUGAUUACCACAAAGUUUUGAAUUUACUGCAAAGCUGUGAGAAGAUUUUGAAAUUUGUGAUUAUCUGCAGUGAUUGUGCGAUGAUGGAAAGAUUUCGCUAACUACAACAGCAACAACAACGGCAGAUGGAUUCGAAUUACCACAAGUCGCGGAAUUUGAAGCAACAACAACAAAAAGAAGAACGGCAGAACGGUCAGCAGUGCGAGAGCUGAACUAAAUUUAAACCCUCUCGCCUCGCAGUUUUUUGUGACAGCAGAAGCCAGAAGCCGUGAUUCAGUGUGCGCUUGUGUUGACGGCGGAAACGUCACCGAAAGCCGUACGCGCGGGAAAACGCGAAUGCGCGGGUGGGGAAAGUGAGCGUGACAGUGACCGGCGGAGGAAGAAAAUAGUUGAAAUCUAUCUAAGAAUAGUCCGUUAUGGGCCACUUCUAGGCAACAUGAAAUUAUAAUAGCGAAAAUAUAUCGCAAUUUCUUCAGGUUUUUUUUUCUGUCGGGCGAAAGCUAAACUCAUCGGCCUGAUCUGCGCACAUCGCUACCAAUCAUCCGAAACCAGCAUCGAAUGAUCAAAAGUGAAAGAGAAUUCCGAAUAUCUCGAGAAGAACAGCAGUGAGACGAAGUUUCGUCGAAGAACCGUCAGGGAGCGCCACCUGUGGCGAGUAAUUGAGUGCUUGGUUCUAUCUUCAUUGUUGAGUGUCCCACGUGGAAUCCAGUAUGGAAUCGGCUAGAUCCGCUCACGAUCAUCGCCCGGUCAACGGAUCCGGCAGCCGUAGUUAGCAGUGUUUCUUCUGGAUGAAUCCUUCACUACUGCGCUACAUCGAAUUCUGCACAACUAGUCUUAACUCACUGGAAGUAACCACAAACUAAACUGACAACCGUGAACCGUGAAUCGUUCUCCGUAAAAACAAUACUUUCGCGCGUCUUCGUGUUCUCUACUGUUGAUCUUUCACUAUUCUGUCGCGUUUCCUCGUCCCGUUCGAUCGAUUGACCGCCCGCUCAUUCUUCCAAUCGGCUCCGUCGCUACCGAGAAACGUCUGCACGACCGGCACACGACUUAGUCGCAGCUCACAAUCCAACUGCCACACCGAGGCUCACCCAACGGGUUCGGAUUCCUUUCGCGAUCGCUUCCGCACCACAUCUUGGCGCCCUGUGCACCGUCUAGCAGCUGUAGAGUAGUUGUUUGACACACUAACCAUCCACCUGCAUUUAAAUUGAACUUGCACAUUGCACGGAACCUUACUCCUCCACUACCUGGUCCUGGCGACUCCCUGGUCCUCGAAUAACCCCCUCUCACUCAACAAUUCGGUGGCUGACUUUGUGGGCUGUGCUUCCAUCUGUAGUAGUUCUAACUCCGUACUCUAACGGCUCCAGUGUUGUGCAUUGCUGUGGUGGUGGUCGAUCGCUUGCGCUAGCUUUAGACUUCAUCUCCUCCAAGGUAGUCUCCAAUUGGCAGAGCACUUCUCCGGCGGCCUGCUCCUCUCUGACAUACUAACCUGCACUAUCCUCGACCCCCUCUCCGCUCACACCCUGCACCAUGGCAACAAGGGGUUUCAGCGUCCGCAACACGUUAGGAUACGGCUUUGGCGUCCUCCUCGUGAUCGCAUUAUCAGCGGCAACAGCGUCAGUAAAUAAUGGUGUCAGCAACGGCACCCCGGCGAAUCAGUCGGACCGUGCGGCUGCUGUACCCGCAGGGCACCACAUCAAGGACGACGAUACGACCUGCGAGGACGGGUUGCUCCUGAAGGUGUGGGAACCGCAGGACAACCUGACCACCGGCGAUCGUUUCGCGCGUGGUAUGGUGUACUUCUUCGCACUGCUUUAUCUGUUCAUCGGUGUGUCGAUCGUCAGUGACCGUUUUAUGGCUGCUAUUGAAGUUAUAACAUCGAAGGAGAAGGAGGUCCGGGUGAAGAAACCGGGCGGCGAAGAGCAAAUCGUCGUCGUCCGCGUUUGGAACGAGACGGUUGCCAAUCUUACACUGAUGGCACUCGGCUCCAGCGCACCUGAGAUUCUGUUGUCAAUCAUUGAAAUUGUAGCUAAAAACUUCAAUGCCGGUGACUUGGGUCCUGGUACCAUCGUCGGUUCCGCUGCCUACAAUCUCUUCGUUAUCAUAGCAAUUUGCGUCCUGGUUAUACCCGACGGGGAGGUACGUAAAAUCAAACAUCUCCGAGUAUUCUUCGUGACAGCGACUUGGUCGGUAUUUGCUUACAUCUGGCUUUACCUCAUCCUAGCACAGAUUACCCCAGGGCGCGUAGAUGUUUGGGAAGGUUUCCUCACGUUUUUGUUUUUCCCCGCAACCGUAGUGACGGCCUACAUCGCUGACCGGAGACUACUGAUCUACAAGUACAUUGGUAAGCAGUACCGCAUGAACAAGCGUGGCGUCAUCGUCCAGGUAGAGGCCGAGUCGGCGCUUGAGAUGAAUAAUCGGGACGAGAAAUUGAAUACUAUCGAUGAGAACGGCGGCAUUACCGAGGAGGUCCGCGAUUUCGAAGAGUCACGUCGCGAGUACAUUUCCACCUUGAAAGAUUUGCGCAAAAAGUAUCCUCAGCAUGAUCUCGAACAGCUUGAGAUAAUGGCCCAAGAACAGUUGAUGAACAAAGGACCCAAGUCGCGUGCAUUCUACCGCAUCCAGGCAACUCGCAAGAUGAUGGGCAGUGGUAACAUUAUGCGAAAGAUCUCCGAACGGGCGCAGUCGGAUCUGAGCGAAGUCAAGGCCGAACUGCAGCGCGUAGACGUCGACGAGCCGAUCGAAGAGGACGCCGUCUGCAAGGUGUUUUUCGAGCCCGGUCACUAUACGGUCAUGGAGUCGGUCGGGACGUUCGAUGUGCGCGUCGUGCGUCGCGGCGAUUUGUCUUCCACGGUUACGGUCGAUUAUGAAACGGAGGACGGUUCGGCUGAGGCCGGUUCGGAUUAUAUCGGCAAGAAGGGUACCCUCACGUUCCCACCCGGUGUCGAUGAGCAGCGCUUCCAGAUCGAGGUUAUCGACGACGAUGUGUUCGAGCAGGAUGAGCACUUCUAUAUCCGGUUGAGCAACGUUUCGGAACCGGCAACACUGUCGACGCCCAAGGUGGCCACCGUUAUGAUUCUGGACGACGAUCACUCGGGUAUCUUUGCGCUGGCCAGCAAGGACCACGAGUUGGUUGAGUCGGUUGGUGUGUACGAGCUCAAGGUGCAACGGUACAGCGGUGCCCGCGGUCGGGUGCGGGUUCCGUACUGGACCGAGGAUGGUACCGGCAAGGCCGGCAAGGAUUACGAGGAGCAACGCGGCGAGCUGAUCUUCGAGAACAACGAAAUAGAAAAAACCAUCCAGCUCGUCAUCAUCGAGGAAGGCAGCUACGAGAAGGAUGUACUGUUCUACGUCAACCUCGGAGAGCCCCAGCAAAUUGGAGACGACGAACUGACAGGCCUGAUCGAGGCGGCGGAAUCGAAAGCCCCCGAGGAGCUUACGGAGGAGGACAAGAUGGCGCUACUCGGCAGGCCCAAGGCCGGUGAUAUUGUCAGGGCACAACUUAGGAUAAAAGAAAGUAAAGAAUUUAAGAACACUGUAGAUAAGCUAGUCCAACGAGCAAAUGCUUCCAUCCUGAUUGGAACCUCAUCAUGGAAGGAGCAGUUCAUCGAAGCGAUCACCGUCAGUGCCGGGGACGACGAAGGCGACAUGGAAGGAGAGGAGGCACCGUCCCCGAGCUGUUCCGACUACAUCAUGCAUUUCCUCACCCUGUUCUGGAAGAUCAUCUUUGCCUUUAUUCCACCAACAGACAUGGCCGGCGGUUACCUGUGCUUCGUGAUUUCCAUCCUGUGCAUCGGCGUCGUGACGGCCAUCAUCGGCGAUGUGGCGUCGCACUUUGGCUGCACGCUCGGCAUCAAGGAUUCAGUCACUGCCAUUAUCUUCGUCGCGCUGGGAACGAGUAUACCGGAUACGUUCGCCAGUAAGGUCGCCGCCAUUCAGGACAAGUAUGCCGAUGCCAGCGUGGGUAACGUCACCGGCAGUAACGCCGUCAACGUGUUCCUCGGUAUCGGCGUGGCCUGGACCAUUGCUGCCGUCUACCAUGCCUUCCACGGGCGGUCGUUCGAUGUGGAUCCCGGAACUUUGGCCUUCUCGGUGACCCUGUUCUGUUCGGAGGCGUUCAUCGCCAUCAUCGUGCUGGUGCUGCGCCGAAAUCCCAAGGUCGGCGGCGGUGAACUCGGCGGUCCGCGGAAACCCAAGUACCUGACCGCGUUCUUCUUCUUCUCGCUGUGGAUCAUCUACCUGGUGAUGAGCAGUUUAGAGGCGUACGGUGUUAUCAAGGGCUUCUAAGGCCUCACUGUUCGAGGAAAUACCAUUACCACUAACACCACAACCACCACCACCAACAACAACGUGUCAUCAUCCAGAGAGCAGCGCAAAUUAUAUUGGCCUAGCCUAAAGCGCGAACCGCAGACACGCUCACACAAACACAUGCAAACACGUUCAUCGAUUCCAGUACAGUUUUUCUUUCCUCUAGUUUUGUUUGGUUAAGUUUGAGUUCCGAACAAAAGUGAAUGUCAACGCCUACUUAGCUAGAUUUCGAACUCGUUGUAGUCAUGGAUACGAACUUAUUUAUUUAUUUUCCGUUAACCGAAGCAGGUCGCUUGGAAACAACUAGGUUCUAAUUGAAGUAAGAGAAAUCCCUUUGAAGCUGCAAUCAAACUGCAAGUGAAAUACAAGACAUUUUAGUUUACACUUACCUGUAUUGUUAGUAAUUUUAAGAGAGCAACAUUAUUUAACAAAACGCGAAAAAUGAAAAGCGAAGCCCAACAAACAUGAAGAUGAAGAAGUAAGAAAAAUGCCAAAUUGUUAAGAAGUAAUGAAAACUAUUAAAUAAUUAUAUUAAUACAAAAAACAACAUCAUAGAGUGUAUAGUGGUAAGCUAAUGUUAAACUAGGAUAUGUAAAAUGAAAAAAGGAAGCAGAAAGCCGAAUGUUUUAAAAACAAAAUCAAAACAAAUGCUAUGAAAUUAAAGAUAAAAAACAAAUCAACAAAAUACAUGACAACUGAAUGGACGAACGUGUGACGGACGUGAUUUUAGAAUGUUGUGUACUUUUCAUUUGUUCAAUCAAGAUUUAUCGACGUUCAAAGCUGCAAAUCCACGUAUUCUAGUCAAUCGUUGAAUUUAUGAGUAUGUAAGCUGUUACUUUCCCGCAAAGUCCGCCAUGGGCGGCGUGUUCAUCCUUAAGUUUUCCCCCUGCAUUCUUGCUCGCUGGAGCCACUGUACAUAUAGAAGAAGAAAAAUGAAAAGAAGUCAAUGUUUGUUUUAAGGUUAAGUUUUCGUGUCUCCUUCGGAACCAUUUUGUUUACCCUUUCGUCGUAGUGUUUGACCUCCGUGUGCGUGACCACUUUUAUAGCGAAGCCAUCUAACGUAACGCGUUACUUUAGUAGAGAGCGAUGAAGACAUAUCUAAGUUAGUCCAGAACGAAAAAUCAAACGGUUCAGAGAAUGUUUCGCCGGAAUCCUAACCUUGAAAUUACGACUAUCAUAAGCUUGGGAGAGGGGGCCGGCUUGGUCCUUUCGCCUGAAGCUAUUAGGUUUUCAAAUAAAUUUAUCUAGAGUUAUAUUUGACGUCUCGCGUAACACACAAACGUCAAAAUCACCGCAAUCGAGGACCAUCAAAACCAAUCGCGAUGAACCGUUUAGAGCGAAACAAUCCUACAACCUUAGACAUCCAAGCACUCUGGCAUUUUUAUCCGUUAUUUGUUUAGGUAACGCCAUAACUACGAAGCACACAAACACCACCAGUAGCAGUUUUGGUUUUAUUGCGGUUUUAUGGACCAAUUUUCGGUUUCAAGUAGGUUGUAAGCCCAUGACAAAACCUGAAAUGUUACCUAGAACACCAAAAGUCAAUCACCACAACACUCAACGCAGAUAAAAGUAGAACACAAUGAAGCAUUCUCAUCGGGGAAACGUCAGAGAGAUUGAGUAAAAGAGAUCAAAGUAGGCGCGAGUUGCGCCACAGUGGUUCGAAUCGAGAAUUAAGCACGAACAAAAAUUUUUCUUCUGUAUUGUUGAUUUCAGACGCAUGGUGCCUUCAGAAAAGUUGUUUUUUAUUGACUUUUACAUCUUCUAAGAACAAUCUCGAUUGGACGAAUGACGAACAACUUCUCGUAUGCCAUGCGUUCAAAAUUAACGAGAAUAGAGGAAAAAAAUUAUUCCUCGAAAAUGACGUUUUGCAUAGUGCAGAGACUGGGCCGCCAGAUGUGGAUUCAAGAUUUCAAAGCUACAGAUAAACAAUAAAUUGUGUUAAAACAUGAAAAUAUAAAAUAUAAUUUGUAAUCAAAUUCCAAAGCCUAAACAGACUGUUUUUAAUUUUCGAAUUAAAUUCUACUCCAAUUAAAAAUGAAACAUAUCUGGCAACUCUGUCAUGCCACUGUCUUUCCCUACAAUCAGAACCACGACGACAUCCACGUUGAACCGGUCCAAACGCCGAAGGUGAACAGUGCGUUAUUUCUUCCAUUUCACGAAGGCAUCAAAAACCACAAAAACCGUGCUAGUGUUAAGAUUUGUUUUAAUCGUUAGAAGUCAGUUUAUUCACAGAAUUUUUGAAGGGCUAACCAGUGCCGAAACAGAAAGGAUACUGUUGAUCAAAAUGGUAAACGUCCACGUCGGGUGUGUGCGAAAACUAAUAGUUUAAGUAUUUUUUUCGUUUACAUUUUUUCCCAAUAAGAUAUUAUAGAAGUUGAAACAGCAAAAUCGCCACGUUGAAAGUAUCAUUGUGUUGAAAGGGGAAAAGCGAGAGGAAGAAAAGCUAACCUCGUGAAACGCUUUGAAACGGCUGAUGAGUAGUUGAUUGUUUUGUAAAAUAAAUUGUUGAAAAGCUUCGUGAAAAGAAAACGAAAUCGAACAUUUGUUAUUUGUUUUUAAAACUUGUUAUGAAUUGCAAACAAAACGAGCAAACCUGAAACGAAGAGAGAUGAACUGUAAACCAACAAUAAAUGCAAGUUAGUCAACGUGUUCUUAAAGUAUAUUUAUAUGAAUGGAUUGUAGCAUAGCAAAGGGAGUGACAUUUAUAUUUUUACACACAAAGAAACGCCAGCAUCGGUUACCACCUGAAUAUUCAUAGCAAAAAAAGAAGCAAAACCUGUUGUAGUCAAUAACAAAUCUACAUUUCUCGAAACAAUUCAAACUCUUGAUGUUUACAACUCGUGCAUAGGACAAAGCAAACCAUGAGUUUCAUUUCGAUAUUAAACCGUAUAAUGUAAUGUUCCACGCCUACUAUUAACCGUAUCACAAUCUGUCAACUUGGAAAAUCCCCGUAAGCUGAAUGUGACAAACGUCAGAACAUGCUAAUAGCAACACGUCACAUCAAUUGCAGCGUGGCAUGUAUCCCCUUUCGAACGAAACGUGUAGAAAAUGUCAUCAGUCGUCAUACAUAAGCAUAGAAAUAACUGUAACAUUCUUCCAACUAGCAAAUUGGAUCGUACUAGGUCAGAAUCAUCAUAACUGCGUGUUGAUAGAGCGACAAAAAGCAGUCAAAUUUGACAUUUGCCGCAUAACGCGUAAUGUUAUUACACGAGAAUCGCAAAACCACUUACUCUAAACGGAAAAGGCAAUAAUAUCCACCUAUAACUGAAAAACUCAAAACAUUUCCUAAUUCGAUCAGAACCGUUGUUUUUUUUUCCUUUUUCUCUAUAAUCUAUACCAAAUAAUCAACUAGUGAACAAAAACAACCAAACAAAAAUGUAACUCAACGAAACAAAUGGAAAGCAAAAUUCUAACCCCACUUCUUUUCUUGAUAACUAACUCUAUCAUGUAUAGGAAAAACAAAUGAAUCAAAGCUAUCGUAUCAAUUUUAUCGUGACCAAAAUACAACCAAAAAAUCUUUAUCCUUUCUUAAUUCUCCUUUUCCCGUGCGAAAACUUCGAUUUCUUUUCACUAAUCUGUACAUUUCAAAAAUCGAACUCGCAUAAAUCCAUUUUUCUACGCUAUCCACUUACCUACCCUAAGAGAGAUCCAAAUCAAAAACGGCCAAAAAUGCACGAACCGACAUACCAACUUCUUAGAUUCCGAACCUACGCAUAGCGAAAAUCCUCGAAAAUGUUUCCUACCACUACUGUUAUCCUCGUAAGAACUUACUCCGAGGGUGGUUCCACCCCCGUCAAAAGAAAGUCUAUAUCUACAUAUAUUCAAGCUCUAUAGCGAAACAAAAGUCCAAGCCAACCAUACAAACACACAGACCCACAAAGUGUAGGCAGAGAAAAAGAAAACAAUUCGAAAAAGAACGACGAGGAAUAAAAGCAAAAACAAGUAACAAGAGAACUCGAAGAAGAAGAAGAAGUGUAUUUAAAGCUAGAAAAAAAAGUGUAUAUCGCGCGCGUGCCGAGCCCCACAGAGAACAGAACAAUGAAUAAACAAGUAUGAAAAACC
Molecule: messenger RNA, 8675 nt
Organism: Aedes aegypti (yellow fever mosquito)
Lineage: Eukaryota; Metazoa; Arthropoda; Insecta; Diptera; Culicidae
Gene: Calx
Product: sodium/calcium exchanger 1
Exons: 10
Coding region: 1836-4592 (918 amino acids)
Biological process (GO): calcium ion import across plasma membrane; sodium ion transmembrane transport; cell communication
Cellular component (GO): axon; sarcolemma; postsynapse
Molecular function (GO): calcium:sodium antiporter activity
Source: RefSeq, a predicted model, not a curated record